This is a messenger RNA of Diplodia corticola, 3543 nucleotides long. Its product is annotated as ring finger domain-containing protein. The coding region runs from base 1 to 3543 and encodes 1180 amino acids. Gene Ontology annotation, molecular function: ubiquitin protein ligase activity. Gene Ontology annotation, biological process: proteasome-mediated ubiquitin-dependent protein catabolic process. NCBI's taxonomy places the organism in Eukaryota, Fungi, Ascomycota, Dothideomycetes, Botryosphaeriales, Botryosphaeriaceae. The record is from RefSeq and is a predicted model, not a curated record. The transcript has 3 exons. Gene Ontology annotation, cellular component: nucleus.
AUGGAUCCAAACGACCACUUCCCCGCCCCGUCGCGCACCACGCGUCAGAAGACGCCUAAUGACUCUGCGUCCACUGCCGCCGUCACCUCUGCCCCGUCCGCCUCCCGCUCGCCGCACGACAUGGCGCCCCACAAACCCGGUGCCCAGCAUGCUGCGAAGCAUGCGAAAGGCACCGCGCCCGCGAGGCCGCCGUCCAAGCUCGCAGACGAUGACCGAGCUCCGCGGACCUCCAGCAAAGAUAGCCUGAAGGCUAAGCAGCUCAAGAAGCCCGCCGAACAGCCCAGGCCCGACAAGAACGAAGAGCUGCUCAAAGUCUUCAGGUCCGACCUCGAUAGUCUCCGCUCUCUCGUGACCUGCAAGAUCUGCGACAGGCUUCUCUACGAGCCUUAUGUCAUCUCGUGCGGCCACACCUACUGCUACAGCUGCCUCUGCACGUGGUUCGUCAACAACAGGUCUCGCAAGACAUGCCCGGAUUGCAGGGCCAUGGUGGUCCAGCCACCUGCUCCCGCCUAUUUGAUUCGCGACAUGACCCAAAUCUUCAUAAACCGCGCCGAGCUUCAUCCUGCUGGCGAGACCCAAGAGCUCCACAAACAGUGGCAGAAGGAGGAAGCCGACAUCGUGCUUCAGGAUAAGACCAACGACGACGCGCGCACCGGCGGCCUCUUCAAAGGCUGCUUCCGCGUGCGUCCUGAAGGAGGGUUGCGCGCUAUCCGCGACGAGGAAGACGGGGUCGACCGCUGCCCUAUGUGUGCGUGGGAGCUCGAGGAUGGGGAGUGUGCUCAGUGCGGCCUCCAGUUCGAUGACAACGGCACAUUGGCCUGGGGGAACAGUUUCGGCGGCUUCAGCGACAUGGACGAAACCUCGGAACAUGACAUGUCCAGCGAGGAUCUGGACGGAGACCUUGAGCUUGAAGACAACGAGGCUGACCUUGAUCUUGACGGCUACGGCGACGAAUUGGAAGACUGGCAGGACCAGUUCGAUGACGACCACUCUUAUGCCGUCAGGAGAUGGCUCGCGAACGAGGCGCUUGCCCGUCCGCAGCAACCUUUCGGUCUGGGCCCGGCGCGCCGCCGCCCCGCCGCUCACAGUGCGGCUGGAAGUAGGCGGCGCUCAUACAGUGCCAGCAUUGUUUCCGAGAUUUUGACCGAGGACACCGAGAUGGGCAACAUCGAGGAAGAAGAUGAAGACGAGGAAGACGGAGACUCUUCCAUGAACGACUUCAUUGACGAUGGGGAACCAGAGACUGCGUCUCAGAGCACGCGGUCGACCGACGGCGAGACUCCAACACCGCCAUCUAACAUGCGAGGUCGCCGCACACGGCGUGUUGUGGAAUCAGAAUCGUCUUCCGGCGCUUCCCAUCAGGCAGAGGAUGAUGAAGAUGACAACGACGAAGGUCCUAUAGCUCCGGGAAGAAGGCGCAUGCAGCAUCAUCUAUACCGGCCCCAGUUCCAACCGAAUUUCCGCAGACGUCCAGUGGCACCGUCUUCUUCAGCACCCGAGGAUGUCGACGUUGAUCAAGAUCUUGAGGAAGAUACGCAGGCUUUGUUGUACGAGGACGGUUGGUCCCCGCUUGGGCACGAAGGUGAUGAAGAGACAAUGGAAGAAGACGAUGAUAGCGAUGGAGGAAGGACGACCGUUGGGUGGGAGCCGAUUGCGAAUUCCGUUGAACGAUCUAACUUCGGUGGUUCUCUGACUCCUACUGCAGAUAGACCUACCGGCGCGAUCCGUCCGCCUUCCCGCACGGGCAAUUCCCGAGUUCUUGACGGCUCCCGAGGCCUACGCCGACGUAGCUCGGUGCUAUCGGCUGUUUCCAGCACCAACUACGAGGACGGAGAGGCGGAUGAUGACGAUUCUGAGAUUGAUCGAGAUGGAGACGCCAGCAUGAGAUCGCCUGCGGUGCGGCCACGCGGUUCAAGGAUGCGACUACGCAACAGCGUUGCUUCGACCGGCUCACGGCCUCCUAGUAGCAAUUUUUCUGCAGGAAAUUCCGGGGAAAAUGACACUGACGACAACUCGGACGACACUGCAGCACCUGGUGCUCGUCACCGGCCUCGUCUCAGGACGGAACGGCAGGAAUACGAUCCAAGGAUUAGCUGGGCUUUCGCUCAACAUAUGGCGGAGCUGCGGGAUCUCAAUCUUCAACGCCCCGACGCCUUCCUAGAUCACUUGGAACAGUUGAGAGCUGCUACUCCCGUUACUCGCCCUCGAACUUCGAAUCGGAAUCGUGCUGCUCCUUCGCCCCUUGCUCCCCAUCCCCAAUUCUCCCCUCUGUCCAACGGUCCUUUGCCUCCAUUCUCGCCACCGGCGAAUGGGCCUGCCAGGCUUCGGACUCCCAUUAAUUUGAAUUCAGUGAGUGGGUCAUCCGCGCCAAUGUCUCCGCGAUCGGAAAGAAGCCAGGGAUCAACGAGCCAGACAUCUGGUUCCAGCAGCGAUGUGAAUGGCAAUGCUUCGCGCCGUACUCCAUCCGCCUCAGGGGCGAGCAGCGUCACGAUCGCCACCGAUUUUCCAGACGGGACGGAAUCCAAUCAAGGCUCGGGACCUCAGAAUUGGGCGGGGCAACAAAGCGAUGUAGCUGACCGUGCAAACACCCGCACACCAUCUUCUAACAGUAGGCGCAACUCUGGCACGUACCAAGGUCCCAUUUCUCCCGGGCUCAACUUCGCCGCUCGCUUCCAGGCGCAGCAAAAUCGCAACCCCUGGAAUCCAUUUGUACCGUUGAGUCCCAUAAGGCCAAGGCAGUCUGUCCAACGUCUCCGAGAUCAGUCAUCCACUGCUACUCUACGUCCCCGGAAUUCGCAACGGGGCCUUCGCCAGCAGCCUUCCCAGACCAGCGUGAGAGAUGGCAACGCUCAGGCCCCACAUGUCAGGCAACAAAACUCGCGUGUCAACCUUCGAUCUCAGCCUUCGCAGCAACGCCUAUCGAAUCAAGCCUCUACGCGAACUUUGAGAGCAAACAACGCUGCCGUCAUGCAUCAGUCGAACGCCUCGACCUCCAGUGUUGGUUCAAACGGGUCUCAGCGCUCUAGACUCACUGAAGAGGAGCGUCUUAGCCGAGCUCGCGAGCUCGUGAUCAGUAGGCAGCAAGCUCUCCAAGGAGGCGGCACCAACCCUUUUGCUGCUGGACGAAGGCAGACGACUCCUGGCCAGAGCAGCAAUGCUUCGGCCACCGGAAGUGUCCGGAGCCAGUACAGCGUCAGCAGUGCGCAGUCUCUUGGGUCGUCCAGUGCGGCUUCCCUCUCUCAGCAGUCCAUUCCUCCGCAAAUGCCGAACCCACAGCCUACACUUGGCCGUCGGAGGAGCAACCGCAACGUUGGCGCUCCUCCUGGCGCGUUUGUACAGCUUCAACAGCAGCAACAGCAACAGCAACAGCAGCAGCAGCAGCAGCAGCAGCAGCAGCAGCAGCCGUCGUCGUCGGCAAACACUAAUGCCUUCAUCCGUGCUCGAAGCGGAUCUAAUCCUGGCGUCUCUGCUUAUGGCUAUGAGCGAGGCGUUUCGGUCAGUUCGGAUGGGAUUACUGCUGGUGGCAGUAAUGCGUAUUAUUGA